AUGAUUCACACUAUGGGUCUAGCUUUCAAGUUGCACUUUAGAGGUGGGUUAUUAAAACAAUUGGUUAGAACCCUUCAAACUGCUAAAACAUAUCCAGUUAACUCCGCUGCGAGCAAGUUAAAACACAUUCACUUUACAGAGUUGGUUCCUUUUGAAGCUGGUCUUAAGUUACAAGAGUAUUAUGUAUCCAAAUAUUUGGAAUUGAAAAGACUUACAUCAAAGAAUCCAAGCCAGAAUUUGCAUGAAGAUAAUUCAAAAACUGGAGAAUCGCUUGUCACUGACACUACACAUAAUAAAAUAACCCCACUAAUCCUUUCAUUUCAGUUUGAACCUACAUAUACAGGUGGGAAACGCAUAAAAAGAUCAAUUACUCCGGAAGAGAUAAGCAGUUAUGAGAAUUUUAUACCUGAAGUCCAGAAAGGAAACAAAAAGCCUAAGUUUGUACAAGUAGAAAGAGGAGGACAGGUAACCUUCCAUGGUCCAGGACAAAUGGUAGCAUAUAUCAUUUUAGAUCUAAAAGGGUUUCACAAUUUUCCAGCAAGAUGCUUGGUAUCAGCUAUUGAAACUGCAACUAUAAAUACAUUAAAGAAUGUCCCCAAAAACGCCAAUCAGACUCCACUAGGUUUGAAGGCAAUUACAACUAAUGAUACCGGUGUAUGGGUAAACGAGAAACAGAAGAUCGCUAGUUUGGGCAUUAACGUGAGAAGAUCAAUUACAUCUCAUGGGUUAUGUAUCAAUGUGAAUCCUGAUCUUUCCUAUAUGGAUCGGUUUACUAUGUGCGGCCUUCCAGAUUCGGAAGCCACAUCUAUAUGGGAAAAGGUGCCAGAUGCUACUUGCACGGUUGAUCAGUUGGCCGUAACAUUUGUUGAUGAAAUUGCAAAGCUGCUUGGGGUCAAGGAAAUAGAAAGGAUUUCUAUGGAUGAGAUACAGUUAUAG
Messenger RNA from Eremothecium sinecaudum, 936 nucleotides. RefSeq names its product lipoyl(octanoyl) transferase LIP2 (gene LIP2). Gene Ontology annotation, cellular component: mitochondrion. Gene Ontology annotation, molecular function: lipoyl(octanoyl) transferase activity. The transcript has a single exon. The record is from RefSeq and is a predicted model, not a curated record. Gene Ontology annotation, biological process: protein lipoylation. The coding region runs from base 1 to 936 and encodes 311 amino acids. NCBI's taxonomy places the organism in Eukaryota, Fungi, Ascomycota, Saccharomycetes, Saccharomycetales, Saccharomycetaceae.